Molecule: messenger RNA, 867 nt
Organism: Bipolaris zeicola 26-R-13
Lineage: Eukaryota; Fungi; Ascomycota; Dothideomycetes; Pleosporales; Pleosporaceae
Exons: 2
Coding region: 1-867 (288 amino acids)
Source: RefSeq, a predicted model, not a curated record
AUGGGCCUCGGUGGUGCUGCUUUGAAGUUUGGCUCGACCGCCAUCUAUGCUCUCGAGUUCUGCUGCGCUGCAAUCGUCCUUGGCAUUUACAGCUACUUCCUCGCUGUACAGGCUGACCGCGAUGUCAACAUUCCAGUCUGGCAACAGGCCGUCACUGGUCUCUCCGGUGCCGUCGUCCUUUACACCAUCUUUGCUGUCUUGUUGACUUGCUGCAUUGGUGGAAAGACAAUGUUUGCCAUGCUUGCAAUUCUCUUCAACAUCCUUUGCUGCGGUGCCAUGAUUGCCAUCGCCGUUCUGACCCGUGAUGGUGCAUCCAGCUGCUCUGGCAAUGUAAAGACCCCUCUUGGCAACGGUCCUGCACGCUCCAAGCAAGGCUUUGGCUCCAACGGCCAGGGCAACCAGAUCACCUACUCUGCUUCUCUGGGCACCACCUGCAGGCUCAACACUGCCUGCUUUGCCGUCGCCAUCAUCGGUGCCUUCCUCUUUUUGCUCAGCGCCCUCCUUCAGGUAGCCCUCAUGCGCCACCACAAGAAGGAAAAGCGCUUCGGUCCUGGCCCUUCAAACGGCUACACCAAGGGCUCCGGCAUGAAGUUCUGGCAGCGCAAGAAGGCUCACAGGACCACUGGCAGCCGUGACCCUGAGGUUGCUGCCGUGCCUGCUGCCACUGGUGGACUUGCUGCUCCUAAUGGUACCCACGACUACCGCCCCAGCCACGAUACCGCCUACACUGGCUCAACUGUCGCAUCUCCCAACGCCGGCUAUGACAGCCACAAGCCUGUUGGCUCUGGCUACCACACCGCCCCUACUAGCAACUACGCUAUCAACGGUAACACUGCUACCUACGGAAACACCGCUACCAACUAUUAA